AUGGAAUCAGAAUACAGAUUACUUCUUAGCAAUUAUUUGCUCACUUGCGAUCUUGAAGAAAAAUAUCUUGUGACUUUAUCUCAUCUUAUCUUAGUGAAAAAAUAUGGCAUUCCCGUUAAAGAAACAAAAAAUGUAAUCGAAACUCAACUUCAAAUUCCUAUUAGCAAAAGAAUUAAUCCUAAUAAAGAUUAUUUUGAUUAUUAUAACGUACCAACUGGAAAAAAAGAAAGAGAUAAAAUAUAUGAUGAAUGUGCAAUAUGUGAAAUGAAGGAAGAAACCGGAAUAACAAUUCAAGAAUUGUUUUAUAUUGGAACAAAUGAAAGGUUUAGAGUUUUUCCGGAUGGAAAAGAAUGUCUAUGUCGAUGCACCGUAUAUUAUAUAUAUAUUGAUGAACAGAUUCCAAUUCGAACUGAACCUGAUAAGCAUGAUGAUUGGAUUUUUAAACAUCAAUCGAAAAAAACGUAA
Dentiscutata erythropus is the source of this 465-nucleotide messenger RNA. Lineage: Eukaryota; Fungi; Glomeromycota; Glomeromycetes; Diversisporales; Gigasporaceae. The record is from the annotation of a GenBank genome assembly.